UUAAUACUGCAACACAAAGUGAGGCUCGCCACACAGCAGGCGUGGUCCUUACCGUGUGGUGGUUCAACCAAGGGGAGAAAUUACAGCUUUGCCACGAAACCCACCGCCACCACCACCACUACACCAUGACUAAAUGGCUUCAUGUGGCGGUGUUCGUGUCAACCGCCCUUGCCCUCGCAACGCCACAGCAUGGAGAGGACAGGGAUGUGUUACAGGGGAGUAAAAAGUACGACCAUGAAGGUGAAAAGGUGAGAACCGCUAGGGUGGUACUAGAGUCCCCAGCCCGACGACCACCUGGGCAGCCUAAUCCAAGACAUGAUGGCAAGGUAUCCCAUCUACGUGCCGCAAGCAGCAUAGGGGCAAGCAUGUCACAAACGGCAAGGCUGUCUGCCUGUGGCUCCGAUGACGUGUACCUGUGUGCCAGCGGCGAUGUGAUCUGCAUGGUCCAAGUGUGUGAUGGUGUGGCGGACUGCCCUGAUUGGGAGGACGAGGCCGGCUGUGCCUGCCCCGGAGACACCAUCCUUUGUGACGACGUCAUAUGCAUCGAUAACACUAAUGUGUGUGACGGGGUGAAGGACUGUGCUGACGGGACGGACGAGGAGCACUGCGACUCCACCACCACACCGAACACACCUGCAACCCAGAACACCACUUACCCAGCGACCACUGCCGCCACACCUGCCACCCAGAACACCACUUACCCAGCCACCACCGCCGCCACACCUGCCACCCAGAACACCACUUACCCAGCCACCACCGCCGCCACACCUGCCACCCAGAACACCACUUACCCAGCCACCACCGCCGCCACACCUGCCACCCAGAACACCACUUACCCAGCCACCACCGCCGCCACACCUGCCACCAAUACCACCACUACUACCACUCCUGCCACCACCACUUCGAAGCCCUCUUGUAGUAAUGGUGUCCGUCCCAAACUCUGCAAGGACUGCAAGACUUACGCCUGCUUCUGUGAUGGAAUGGUGGAAUGUCCCAGGGGUGAGGAUGAGUACCGAUGCAAACCAGAAGGGUGUGAGGUUGGUCAGUGGCAGUGUAGGUGUGACGGCACUUGUAUCCCACAACACGCUGUUUGUAACCGACGGAAGGACUGCCGCGAUGGCUCUGACGAACGUGGCUGUGUCCCAGGCACUGGGUGGUGGAAGUGCCGGAGGGGCGGGUGGAUCAGGAUGUGGCAGAGGUGCGAUGGACGAAGACACUGCCAUGACGGGUCUGACGAAUGGUUCUGUCCACAUAAACACCACUGUCACGGCGCGCACCACUGGCUCUCCUCCCUCUCCCGGCGCUCACGACUCAAACACCUGCUGGAACUCUUUGAUGGUGAUGGUGUUUACAGUGAUAGCGAGGACACUGAGGCCUGUCGUCACCCUCACCUUUCACCAACCAACCUGUGGCCUCGCCGUGCCGUACUGGAGCUAGAUGAGGGAGCAACCUUUAGCCUUAGCGGGAUCAGCACCAUCGCCAGCACUACCACCACCACCACCACUACCACCACCACUACUGCCAUGGCCAACUUGCAUCAUAUGGUGCUUGUGUCGGAGUCCUUGCUUUUGCUAGACGGCAGCUGGUGCCCCGCUGCCCGCAGUCCUGCUGUUCGCCGGGCACUCGGCGGCCACCAGACGGUGCGUCGCAAGGACUCUGUUGAUAUGACAACGUGUAUGAGAAACAUUGCAAUUACUAAUAUGUUGAAGGUGGACGCUGGAUGGUAUAUCCCAGGAAUGUCAACAACUGAUAGUGUGAGAAUGGCUGAUGUGAUGGAGCCGAGAUGCGUGGGUGACGAAGACCUGACGUUCGAAGGGGAGGAUGUGCUAAGUGCCAACGUGGUGCCUGAAGUGCCUGGGGCGGGGUUCCUGCAGAAGUCCGGCGUGGCACUGGUGCGUCGUCGGCAUCAACUGUGGCCUUGGAGCUACGAUGAUGAAGAUUAUGGAAACGCAGUAGUGGAGGACGAGGAAGGGUCUGGCCUGCUUUCUGAGUGCCUUGUGGGGUUCCCGUGUGAUGGUGUACGAUGCAUCCCUGCAAACCAGGUGUGUGACAAGAAGCUGGACUGUGUGGACGGUGCAGACGAGGCCAGAUGCGUUAUUCUCAUCCCAACCACCACCACAACUACCACCACCACCACUGCCAGGCGCCGAGUGUGCGGUAACAAGAAAAGGCCAAGGUUGUGCAAGGACGGCGUGACCAGGGCGUGUUUCUGUGACUCCGUACGUGAAUGUCCGGGAGGGGAGGACGAGGCUAAGUGCUCUAAAAUGUCUCGAGGGUGCCGGAAGGGGAUGUGGAGGUGCCGUGACGGAGGCUGCGUGAAGAAUGCUGCCAGGUGUGAUGGUUUCUGGGACUGUCAAGAUGGCUCCGACGAGAGUAACUGCCCUGCUGUAUAUAGAUGCAAGCAGGACGAGUGGACGUGUGGGGACGGUUACUGCCUCAGCAUGAAUUGCCGCUGUGACGGAACCAAGCAGUGUUUGGAUGGCACGGACGAAGAGAACUGCCCGCGAGUGUGCCAGCCCUGGGAGUUCCAGUGCUCAAGUGACAAGUCCUGCGUCUCGAAGGCGUGUCGCUGCAAUGGAUACUGGGAUUGUGCAGACGGCUCCGACGAAAAAGGCUGUCAAACACCAGUGUGCCAGGCCGGGGAGUUCCAGUGUUGGAAUGGCAAGUCCUGCGUCUCGGAGGCGUGUCGCUGCAACGGGUACUGGGAUUGUGCUGACGGCUCCGACGAAAGAGAUUGCGAAAAUACUCCAGUGUGCCAGGCCGGGGAGUUCCAGUGCUGGAGUGACAAGUCCUGCGUCUCAGAGGCGUGUCGUUGCAACGGAAACUGGGAUUGUGCUGACGGCUCCGACGAAAGAGGCUGCAGGGCGCCAGUGUGUCAGACCGGGGAGUUCCAGUGCUGGGGUGACAAGUCUUGCGUCUCGGAGGCGUGCCGCUGCAACGGAUACUGGGAUUGUGCUGACGGCUCCGACGAAAACGGUUGUCAAACACCAGUGUGCCAGGCCGGGGAGUUCCAGUGCUGGAAUGACAAGUCUUGCGUCUCGGAGGCGUGUCGCUGCAACGGAUACUGGGAUUGUGCUGACGGCUCCGACGAAAGUGAUUGCGAAAGUACUCCAGUGUGCCAGAUCGGUGAGUUCCAGUGCUGGAGUGACAAGUCCUGCGUCUCGGAGGCGUGUCGCUGCAACGGAAACUGGGAUUGUGCUGACGGCUCCGACGAAAGAGGCUGUGUAAACGUUUGUCAGGCUGGAGAGUUCCAGUGCAGUGACGGGUCUUGUAUCACUGGCCGGUGUCGCUGCAAUGGCUUCUGGGAGUGUGCUGAUGGCUCGGACGAACAAGGGUGUGCAGUGUGUCAGGCCUGGGAGUUCCAGUGCUGGAGUGACAAGUCUUGCAUUUCGGAGACGUGUCGCUGCAACGGGUACGCAGAUUGUGCUGACGGUUCUGACGAAAGCGGUUGUGUAGAACCACAAGCACCAGUGUGUCUGCCAGGGGAGUGGCAGUGCGCUGACCUGUGCUGCAUCCCUGAGUCGGGGCGCUGUGAUGGAGUGUGCCAGUGUGAAGACAACUCAGACGAAGUCAACUGCCUGUACGUUCCGCCCACCUCUCUUACCUUCUUUCCUUCCAUCUCAGGGAUCGUGAGGAUAACACUCACUUUCUAAUUUUGAAAUGGUAAAGUUAAUGAUCGUGGCAGCGCUUGCUGGGAAGCCUCAUAGCAGCCACCACGUGUGACGACUCCCAAGACAGUGCUCAUGGCUCCGACCAACGAUGCCUUGCUAAAUCAUGGGCGACGAACAAUUCUGAACUAAAAUAAAGACGGUGAAGAAUGUUGUACUAAAUUAAGGAUGACGGAAAAUGAUUUACCAAAUUAUGGAAGACGAAGAAUGAUGUACUAAUUUAUGGAUGACGAACACUGCUGCACUAAAUUAUGGACGACGAAUACUAGAUGACAAGCAAUUCUGUGCGACAUUAUGGACGACGGACAAUGCUGUAAUAAUCAUAGACGACGAACAAUGUUGUACUUAAUUAUAGAUGACGAAGGAUUACGUAGGUACUAAAUCAUAGACAGCGAAGAAUUAUGUACCAAAUUAAAAAUAAAAGGUUGAGCAGAUAUGCAAAAAGAGCGCAGACUCCUGAAAAUCAAAUUCAAAUGUUCUAUUAGCCAUAUCAAUGUAAGAAAAGUACAUGCCUGAUGCUGUAUAUUGAUUCAUCACAUACUAGUAGACACCUUUUUUGUAUUCUAUAUUCUAUUUCCCGGUGAUAGAGGAAAGUUACAUCUUAUUGACGGUCUGAUUAGUCUUAUGUUGGUAUACAGUUAGAUAUUCCUUGUAUUCGUUAUCACCCUUGUCUUUAUCCCGCAAGAGUUGAGAUUGAGAUGCACUGGUUGCCUAAAGUAGAAGAGGCAGAAUUCUAAAGCAACGCUAGUUAGAGAUGAUAUGAUAAAGACACCACACUGAAGUAAGGGUUGUCCUUGUCCUCGUUCACUGGUUUUCUGAAGUAGCAGUGACAGUUGAAAAAUAUUGGAAAGUCUUAUGCCAGUUCUAGGCGAUAAGAUCAAGACAUUCUCCUUAGCAGGGACAAAGGAAGGGAUGAAGGUGAGGGCGAGAAAUGUGUUAAGCAUUGAUUACUCUGGUAUAUUAUUUUGUCAAUGUAUUUCCUUCCACCAAACACUAUGAUAUAUUUCUUCCUCAAAAUAAAACUAUGGAAAGAUAUCGCAUUAAAUCAAUCUUGUUAA
Messenger RNA from Portunus trituberculatus (swimming crab), 4726 nucleotides. Its product is annotated as low-density lipoprotein receptor-related protein 1B-like. Gene Ontology annotation, molecular function: protein binding. Bases 126 to 3653 code for a protein of 1175 amino acids. Gene Ontology annotation, cellular component: plasma membrane. The transcript has 25 exons. NCBI's taxonomy places the organism in Eukaryota, Metazoa, Arthropoda, Malacostraca, Decapoda, Portunidae. The record is from RefSeq and is a predicted model, not a curated record.